Molecule: messenger RNA, 2250 nt
Organism: Diabrotica balteata
Lineage: Eukaryota; Metazoa; Arthropoda; Insecta; Coleoptera; Chrysomelidae
Source: the annotation of a GenBank genome assembly
AUGAAUAUGUAUCGAGGAAAAAGCGCAAAACAAUUUUACUUAGCUUCCCUGCUUUACGAUUCCAUCGACGACAAUAAUCUCAGUGCUGUAAAAUUUGUAUUAUGCGAGAAAGAGGCAGACCCAAACAUUAUUUUACCUACAACAGGCAUUUCUUCCUUCCAUUUAGCAAUUGGGUGCGAUGAUGCAGACUUUGCUGUUAAUGUUACCAGACUGAUAUUACAAAAUGGAGGAAAUCCGAAUGUGUGUUCAGAUGAUGGUUUAACGCCUGUUCAUAUAGCCGCAGCAUGGGGAAGAAUGGAAAUUCUCGAGAUGCUGUUAAAGUUCGGAGGCGAUCCUGAAUCCAGGGAUUCCAAUUGGAUGACACCCAUCCAUUAUGCCACGAAAGAAUCUUAUCUGGAUUGCCUGGAUCUCCUCAAGUCGUAUUUACCUAGCAAGUACGAUGUUCUUUAUAAUAUGGAGAAAGAAGACUGUUUUCAAUAUAAUUUAGAUAAAGUAUUUAUAAAUAACGGAUAUGCAACUGGAGAGUACGAAGUCUGCAGCAAAACCGACAGUAUUAAUGUAAAUAAUCUAAUUAAAAAUUUACCGAACUUGCCCCAACCGGACACGACUAAGUACGUCUUGAACUGGUUCGACACUCACAUCGACGAUAGAGGUGGAAAGACGUUUAUUAAAGAGCAUUCUGUUCCAAACAACCUCACAGACGAGGACAAGCCUUUACCCUACGAAAGUUCCUUUGACGAAUCCGAAAACGAGAAUAACAAAAAUAAGAAUUUGACAUUUCGGAAGUCUUACAAGAAGAAAAUAAAGAUAAAACAUAGAAAAUCUAUGUCUAUAGAAGAUGUAAAAACAGAGAAUAAUGGCGUGAUUUCAAGCGGGUUUGAUUCUGCCGAAUCGGACCAUAAAAACGAAACUAAAGAAGUUUCUAGUGAAAGUGGUAUCGUUUCGUUACCCAAUUCCAAAGAAUCUGCGUUAGAACAAGCCGGACAACAGAUAAAUCCGUAUAAUUACGAAACUAUAAACUUAAAACCUAAUUAUGGCGAUGAAAAAAUUUUGGCAGCUAAUAAUGUCCACAAUAAUUUAAAUAUAACUUCUAAACCUUUGGAAAAACCAUCUAUUCUCCUAGAAAGCAACAUUGUGGAAAAUAGCAGCGAUUACAUGACUUGUUCAUCGAACAGUUUGCUAAACAAAAAUAUUUUCUCGAUAACAUUACUCACAAACGAUUCUAGCGAUAAGUCAUGCAUAGACAACAAAGCAGUAGUUAGUGAUAGCGUAACAGACGAAACGGGAAGCACCGAAAUGAGUUUUGUUACCGUUUCGGCAGUGUACAAGUACGAAGAUAAGCAAAAAGGAAUUGUCCUGUACGAAAAGAGAGUGCACAAAAAGCCCAGUGAGAACAAUGGAAGCGUUAAAACAUUAUCAUCCAAAAUGUCUUCCUUGCCCGAAACCAUUAACUAUGAUGCUGAUACUCUGCGGAGAGAGCUUACCAUCCUAGGUUUUAAUCCUGGACCUAUUACUGCCACUACCAUGAGGGUGCAUUUGAAGAAAUUGCAUCAGCUGAGGAAACUAUCACCCUGGGUCCGUGAACAGAGCAGGAAAACCGAAUCAAAAAGAGUGUAUUCUCCGGAAAUAGAGGCAACUCUUAAAAAUCCCAGUUGGACUACCAAUUUAGCAGCUUACAAAUUAUUGGAAGAUGCGCUUGUAAAGGAAUUCAGCUGUCCGUCUACAACGAGAAAAUGGCGAGAGGGAAAUUGUAAGUCGUCGUUUGCUUAUUUGUUGUUAGAUCCGAGAAAAACGAAUAAUCUACCGUGCAGGGCGGAUACGAUGAACUCCAAAGAUGUUUGGGAAACGUUCCUUUCUUCAAUAUUUUAUGUUGGAAAAGGUAAGAAAAAUCGUCCAUUUUCCCACCUCUACGACGCAGUAACACACUAUAGGCAGAACAACCCCGUGACCCCAAAUCAGAAACUCAAGACCAUCGUAGAUAUAUGGAACAACAGAUCGGGAGUGAUCUGUCUACAUAUUUUCCACAAUAUAAUCCCAGUUGAGGCCUAUACCAGAGAAGCCGCCAUGAUAGCAGCUCUAAAACUGGAGAACGUUUCGAAUAUGAGGAUCGGAGACUUUUACGGCACUGCAUCGAUGUGGAAACGGAAAGAGAAAUGCAUGUUAGGAACUUAUUUGUUGUAUAAGGCGAUGAAUAUAUAUUUACAGGAGGGAGAGAGGCAGCUGUCACUAAAUGAUAUAGAAUGUGGGUGA